AUGCAUUACAACUACAUCGUUAUUCUGGCGCUCACUGCCUCAAGCCAUGCCCUCAUCCGCUUCGGAUGCUCACAACUGGUCGUCGACCGUCUUGAUCCCUUGGUCGAGCCUGGAAACGAGCCAUCUUCCCAUCUUCAUCAGAUUAUCGGUGGAAACUCUUUCGUCCCUGACAUGAGUCCAACUACACAUGAUCCACCCAGCAUGUCAACAUGUACCACCUGCCAACCCGCUGACGACUUCUCGAACUAUUGGACAGCCUCCCUUUACUUCAGUGCGCGAAAUGGUACAUACAAGCGGGUCCCUCAGAAGGGAAACGCUCUCUUCGAGGGUCAGAACGGUGGAAUGACAGUCUAUUACAUGCAGAAUCAGUUGGCGGAUUAUCAGCAAAAGUCCAAGGUCAAGGCCUUUCAGCCGGGCUUUCGAAUGAUUGUUGGUUCGCCUACAGCAACAACUAGAGCUGAGGCGGACAAGUACCCGCAACUCACAUAUACCUGUCUGCAAGACAUGGGCACCCGUUUCCCAGAGACCAAAGCCUUCCCUAAGAAGCCAUGUCCAGCAGGUAUCAUGGUCAAUCUCAGAUUCCCGACAUGUUGGAACGGCAAAGACCUCGAUUCACCUGACCACAUGGCCCACAUGGCCUACCCCGAAUCCGGUACCUUCGAGUCGCAAGGCCCUUGUCCAGCAUCCCAUCCAGUCCGCAUGCCCCAACUCAUGUACGAAGUAAUCUACGAAACCGCCGCCUUCAACGACAUCUCCCUCUGGCCCGAAGACGGCAGCCAGCCCUUUGUCUACUCCUUCGGCGACAACACCGGCUACGGCAACCACGGCGACUACAUCUUCGGCUGGAAAGACGACGCGCUCCAGAAGAUAAUGGACGAGGAGUGCUACGUAAACUGCGCAACGAUGAGGACCCAAAGCAUGGAAAUGAUGAACAGCUGCAGCGUACCACGCAAAGUAAACGAAGCCAUUGGAGACACAGCUUGGAUCCCAGCCCUGCCAGGUCACAUGAACGGCACAGCGACGACGGAAAAGGCUAGAAGCUUCCGCGCUUAG
This is a messenger RNA of Pyrenophora tritici-repentis Pt-1C-BFP, 1053 nucleotides long. RefSeq names its product solute binding protein. The record is from RefSeq and is a predicted model, not a curated record. NCBI's taxonomy places the organism in Eukaryota, Fungi, Ascomycota, Dothideomycetes, Pleosporales, Pleosporaceae.